AUGGAUAUCAAUGAAUUGUCAACCGAACAAAUCCAAGAGCUCUUGGAACUCGCAAGACGUAUCAAACUCCAAGAUGAAGAAGAUACAGAGUUACCAGAAGCCAUAUUCCAAGAUUUGGAAACCACUUCCAAGACCACCAUGGAGAAGAAUCUUAAGCGAUUCACAAAGGACAUCAAGUCGUACACAGGAGGAAAAUGGACACAAUCAGGUGCCAUCAACAAGGAAUUCAUCCCUGAACUCAAAAGACGAAGCAUUGACGUCCAUACAGCCAUCCAAGCAAGAUACAAGGAUGCAGACAAGCUUCGACAAGCAGCUCGAGCUGCAACCGAGAUCUACGAGGACCUCCAUUUUAUCAUCAACAGAGGAGGUGACCCAAGCGAUGAAGAGUACUUGGUCAACAUCCUUGAAAGAUCGAGACGACUUGCCGUCUAUGCCUUUGGCAGUGGAAAGACCAUUGACGCUGAAACAAAGGAAACUAUUCGAAAAACUCUUCGAUUACCAACAGCAGUUCGCUACAUUGACGUCGAAGAAGACGAAGAAAAAGACUUGGCCUUCUCUCCAAAAGCUGUCAAAGAGAUAUUCGAUGCAAGACCCAAGGACUCCAACACCGAUCCCGACCAAUCCACCAACCAAUGA
Molecule: messenger RNA, 636 nt
Organism: Lichtheimia ornata
Lineage: Eukaryota; Fungi; Mucoromycota; Mucoromycetes; Mucorales; Lichtheimiaceae
Exons: 2
Coding region: 1-636 (211 amino acids)
Source: RefSeq, a predicted model, not a curated record